AUGAAAGACCUUGGGAAUCUCAAGUAUUUCCUCGGAAUAGAAGUUCUCAAGUCUAAACAGGGGAUUUUCAUCUGCCAAAAGAAGUAUGUCCUUGAUCUCCUGGCGGAAACUGGUUUGAUUGAUUGUAAACCAGCAGAUACGCCAAUGGUGGUGAACCACAAUCUUCACAUGGAGCUUAAUGGCGAGCUUGCAGACAAAGAAAGGUAUCAACGGCUCGUGGGCAAGUUAAUUUAUCUCUCUCACACUCGCCUUGAUAUAGCUUAUGCUGUUGGAGUGGUAAGUCAGUUUAUGCACCAACCGCAAGUUGCCCACCUGGAAGCUGCUCAGAGAAUUCUAAGGUAUCUAAAGGGAACCGCAGGCCAUGGAGUGUUGUUCAAAGCAAAUGGACAUUUAAAUGUUGAGCUCUACACUGACGCCGACUGGGCAGGAGAUAAGGGAAAUCGAAGGUCAACAUCAGGGUACUUCUCCUUGGUUGGUGGAAACCUUGUUACCUGGAGGAGUAAGAAAUAG
Molecule: messenger RNA, 510 nt
Organism: Helianthus annuus (common sunflower)
Lineage: Eukaryota; Viridiplantae; Streptophyta; Magnoliopsida; Asterales; Asteraceae
Exons: 1
Coding region: 1-510 (169 amino acids)
Source: RefSeq, a predicted model, not a curated record